UGGAAAAAUCGGAAGUGGGGAGGAUUUACUACGACGGCAGAAAGUUCAUGACCUUCUUCCUUACGUCUAUAAAUGACAGAGAGGGGAAAAAUUGGGUGAAGGAAGACAAGAAGGUGUCUCUUGACCUUCGGCUCUUCCAGGGAUACGGGGUAAAGGCUUUCUCGAUGAAAGUGUUUAACGUGCGCGGGAACGGAACAGAGUUCCAAAUGCUGGAUCCGGAAAAGUUCCUCUCUAAAACCAAUGGCUACCGCGUGACUGGGUCCCUGCCCGUCGUCGACAGCGCUUUCAUGCUCAGCAGGCCUUUGGUUCAGUUCAACAGCCCAGCGGUCCAGCUGGCGAAAGCCGUUAUGAGGUACAGAGAACAGUUCGCGAGGCUGCCUGCUGCCCUGCAAGUUGAUUGCAUUUUCGUGCCGAUUGACGCGGGUCCCAAACGGCGCCAGGAUCAGCCGGCCAGAGCGGGUGCAAAGAGGAAACAAUUGGCGACUGUGCCGUCUUCGUCGGUCGCUGUUGUCCACGAUCUUCCCGCUCCGGUUCCGCCCUCGGAUCGGCAAAGUCACGAUGCGGCCGAGCAGUCCAGCGAGGCCACAGACUACGACGACGGAGCUCUGCGCCACCUCGCUCAUCCCCGACAUCGUCCCCGGGGAGGUGCAGGUGCCUUCGGCGAGGACGAAUGCGAGGGCCAAGAGGGGGAGGGUGGUGGUGAGGAGGGGGAUGAAGGUGACGAAGGAGAUGCUGACGCUGAGGACAAUGACGUGGACGAUGAGAGAGACGUUGGUGGUGCGCGACUCGGGGACACUCGCUUCUCCCAAUGUGAGCGCCCGCGCGACGGCAACGAUUCGCGGGCGUGCCGUGGGGUUGAUGCCUGUAGCGGCGCUGACGUGGAUGGUGCUGGUGACCAGCCUGGGAACUCCCGUUCGGUGUCGCAGUCGCAUAACCAGGCGACGGAUGGGAGAGACAAAACUGCCUCACGGAGAAAGAGGAAGAGGGGAGAAGCGUCAACCUCUCCUGCGAGUCAAACGAAACAGGCGAGGGCUAACGCCGUCAACGAGGCUCGCAGAGCGACGCAUGAGCUGCGGGACUCGGGGGAUGAGGGCGAGGGGGUGGGGCCUCGCAUGCCCGAAGACGUCGACGACCUCGUUCAGCGCGCCGCGCCCCUCGACACGACACGGUGUUUCUUUCUCGAAUACGACGAGCAAGGCUUUGCCAGGCAAGACGUCCAUGUUGUUAACGUCGACGUCACAAGAAUCAAACGCAUUCCCAGCGGGCCUAUCCUCUACAACCACCGCUCGUUGUCUGAGAACAUUGUUAGAGGCAUCGAGAAUGCCAUAGAAAGCUCCAUCACUUCUGAACCGGGGGCGUGGGAUAGACUUGAGGUUGUUCUUGCGCCAGUUGACCCUAACGACGUCGUCAACGGGCAGGGAAGGCGAAUCACGCCAGACGAGUUCUUCCAAAGAGACUCUGCAGAGUUUGAUUGGUACGCAGUAUGUGGUCAGCAUACCGCGGAGGCCAUGAAACGGUUGGUGGAAAAGCACUCCGCUGCGGUCAAAGUCUAUGGCCUGCGCGCGUACUCGAAAGUGCGAGUUGUCUUUUUCGACGAUGACCAAACACGAGGGUACUUCAGUGUCUCCGCCUUUGACAACACACGGGAGCAUCGCGCCAUGAUGUUAUCAUUCCAAGACGCUGUGCGUGAUAUGAGGCAAUGGUGGAUCGACAACGACGGAAUCAAAGCCCCCAAAGCUAAGGUUAGCGAGAAGGAUGCGGCCGCCGUGGCGCACCAGAAAAUGACAAAACUUCCUCAGGGCCUGCAUGAGGAAGGCGUGCGACAAGGCGUUUGCUCCAUCGUGUCCUUGAAGGAUUUGUGUCCUACAUACUUCAAGAACUUCGGGGACAUGACAUGCCGUGAGCGAGAAGUCGCGCUACUCCUGCUCAUGAAGGGGAAAGUGGUGACAACAAAUGUCAAAGUCACGCCUCCGCGGGUGAACACGGAGUGCCUUCUCGACAUUAUGCGCAAAGAGAGAUACAUGAUUCGCAUGUUCAACUAUGUCGUGUUCCGCACCGAGGAAAGGGGUGCUGAGGAGUGGAACGGCGACUUCUUCAUGUCGUAUAAGGACCUCGAAGAGAGGUAUGCACAGAGUGGGCUAUGCGCAGCUGAAUGGGAGAAGGAACGAGAGAAGCUACAUAGCAACAAAGUAAAGACGUUCCCUCGACGACUUGGAGGAGUGGAUGAGGGAAGGCAAGGUGCGGGCUUGGGGCCAACAGAAGUGAUGUACAAGGAGGCUCCGUUUCACUUCAAGGUGUUUAUAUACACUAUGAUCGAUAAGCUCGAUUUGCUUCGAGCGGAGGUGAAACGAAUCGCCUCCAGCGCACGUCAUCUUGUAUGGCACAAAUUCGGCAGGCAGACGAUAUUGCUUCCAGUAUGCAUGCGGACAAAGGAAGUAUUGGCAGCGCCCGACGACGUCGUUGCCUCGGCGAAAAAAAUGACAUGCAGGGACGCCAUCGUCGACAUCUCGGCCACAAAUUUCAGCAGUGCAUGGACCUCGGAGGACUUUGAUGCGCUAUACAAAAUGAUGGAGAAGUGUUGUGGUCCGAAUUGGGUCCUCUUCUUCUUUGCACCACAGAAGGUGCAAAGCAAUGUCUUGCGUCACUUGUCAUCGAGUGACGUAACAAGGUACGACAACAUCGCUACGACGAGACGGGACUUGAUGGUCAUCGUGCUGCGCGCUGAAGGAGGGGAUCUGAAAAAAGUAACUGUCGCGCCCCGACUUCACAACGAUCUCACCGAGGUGCAUGUUGUGGAGGAUAAGUUCGGGAAGUGUCAGGGAAAACACGGUGGCGUCGAAGGCGACGAAAGUGUUGUGUAUUCGGUUUGGGAGCGAGAAUCCGGAAAGUUGCGGAAGUUGUGCAGUUCAUUCGUGGGAGAGGCGGAAGGUGUCCUUUUGCUGGGUAGGGCGCACGCGGGUCUUGUAUGGGAGUUCUUGCUUGCAGGUAAUAAUGUCAUUGCCUGCGACGAGUCGGCCAAGGACGUUGCAUACUUGACAAAGUUCAUCGACAUACUUGUCAAGGAGGAGAGAUUCGAGUGCCGGCUCGAGAAGCUGCGUGCCACAUACCGCACCAACAGGGAUAUGUACCACAAGUUGGGACCAAAGAGACAAAAGACAUUCGUUGCUCGAUGCGAGAUCUUGAAGUUUGAUCUUCACAAAGAUCGACUCACGUUCAAGGACUACGCAGACCUCGCUAAAUCUGGUGAAGGCUUUAACCCCGUCGACAGAGAGGAAGACUCGGCGGACUCCGACCUCGACAUUGGAAACGACACCAAUGCAACCGGGUGGCGUGGCCAGUCCGCUGCCAUGGAGCACGACGGAAAGGAAUAUGGACCGGGUCGAUCAGAGGGAUGCUCGACCCCGCCACCCGCAAACAGUGUGGCCUCGAUGGUGGAUCGGGUGGCGUGUACGCCUAUGGAAGAAGGUGAGGACGAUGAGAUUGAUAUUCCUGCUCAGGCAACGAAGCUGGCGUCGGGCGAUCCAAUUCCUCAUGCCUUUUGUGCGGACCCGGACACUGUGCGUUUCUUGGAGGACAAACACACCCGCACUGGGGAGGACAAGUGGGGCCAUGAUAUCAUUUGGCAUGUCGACAUUUUCCAGCCAUGCAUCCAAGAUGGGGAGUGGAAGAUGGCGGUGAAGUAUGAGAAGGGUUGGAGACCGUUUCCCCGCAUGGGUAAGGACAGCUGGUUGAAAACGACGGAGCAAGUAAUUUUAUACGGCGUGCGGAAAGAGAACCCCGGGGAGAGCGAAAACUCCAUCGCAACAAAGGCGAAACAAUUGUUCAAUGCCUUGCGAGCCUCUUGGCAGUUGGAGUACAGACACAAUUUUUACGAGUUGCAGACGAGUCCCUCGCGCGGAUCAAUUGACUGGAAGGUCGACCGCAUCGCCGCGGCCGAGAGCACAGAGGUGGACUCCCGAGAAGAUGUCUCUCUUGUGUCCGAGGCGGCGGCAGGGAUCACGAAGGGUGAACAAAGGGAAGAUGUCGGGACCACGUCCGCCUUGAAGCCUCCUUUGCCAGAGGUGGGGAACACGUCCGCAGGCAAAGAGCCCAUCAUAGUCAUCUCUAUCGAAACAGGGGAUAUAUCACAAGGUGGACAUGUGUCACUCGACAAGCCGUCGGAUGCGGGCGCAACAUACGGGAGUCUCCUCGCGACAGGUGCGACAAUGGCAGGCAGAUCAGAGAUUGAGUUGGAGUCCACUGCUGGGAUGGACGUCACGGGAAUGUUAUUGCAUCCGCCCUCAUGCACUAGCAAAGGUGAUGCACACUGCACAACAACAUCACAGGGAGGGGCCGCAGGAGAUGACGGGGAUGGGGGGAAUGCAGAGGGGUCUCAAUGUUCUCGCAAUCUUGAGCACAUGACCACGGAUGAUGAGGAUGGGGCAGAAGGUGGAAAGGGCGUGAUCGAUCCCACACAUGUAGAAAAUGAGGGGUGAGACAGACAGGGGAUGAACUCGAGGAAAAAUGUUUUCAUUUGUUUCCUCAUUUGUUUUAAAUCUAGGUUUGUGGGCGAAAAUUUAUUCCUGUAUACAAUUCGGUGGUUUACUCAUUUGUUUUCAAUGUAAGUUUUAGGGAUUUGACCAUUUCAUUGCUGCCAAUAAAAUUGUGCGGUGAAC
This is a messenger RNA of Chara braunii, 4655 nucleotides long. The record is from the annotation of a GenBank genome assembly. NCBI's taxonomy places the organism in Eukaryota, Viridiplantae, Streptophyta, Charophyceae, Charales, Characeae.